AUGCUCCCUGAAGAUUCUGACGAUCCAGAGAAGGUCUUGAAUGUCAUGAAAAGCAACGGGGCAUUCAACAAACAUGUACCGGCCGAGAACGUUCCAGGACUCGAGCGCGUCAUUAGAGCCGCCAUCGAUCCAAAGUUCCCCCACUUCAACGUUGCGGUGCUUCUACACUUGUGUCGUCGCAAGAGAGCAGUCAGGACUCCGCCCAACAAUCAUGUUCAUGUGGGUCUACCGAGUCGGCAGCACGUUAUCGCUUUGGGAAACUGCAAGUUCUCCGAAGACGAGAUACCGGAACCUCGACCAACCGAAGUGACACAGUUCCUGGACAACUUGAAAGCGGCCGAACUAGAAUAUUUUUUAGCCAACAAUGGGGAAGCCCAAUAUCAAGCAAGACCUUCCGCGUGUGAGCACGCUGAGCAUAUUGCCGAUGUUCUCGAGGGAAGGCGAGUCCCAACACACUGUGAGGUUUCUCUUUUGCGAGACGAGAACACAGAAACCGGUCAAGCGAAUGUUGGUUCUCCGCCGCCCAUUGCGUCUCCAUCUCCAAGAAGAACGCCCGGUGUCAAGAAACAGGCGACACCAAGUGUAGCCUCUGCUGUCACCCGGAAAUUGCCGCACAAAAUCCCUCAAUACCGGUACAAGUGCAGACACCAGUCCAUUGGUUCAACUGUUGCGGCAUCAGGAACGAGAACUCCAGGUUCAGCUAAUCGAUCUCGCGGAUCCUCUGUACCGGCAUCCCAUACUCCCCGUAGUCAAAACCGUUCGGGCACAAAAGCUCCCGGUGGAAAAGGCCGAAACAAACACGGCCUGAAAUCUCCUACCAACGGUACCGGUACAGGACAAGCAUCGCGGCAUCCGAGUCCAAACCGUUCGGGAAGUGCAACUUUCCGUGGACAAAGCGGAAACAACAAAGCCUCCACAAGUCCUACCGCAGCGCGCAUGAGUGGACAAACCCAGUCUCGAAAACGAGGGAGCAGUGAAGUAAUGUACGAUAGCCAGAGGAACAGGCGAAGGAAGCGGAAAAGAGAGCGAAGCGCAGCAAGAGAUUCGGCAACGAUUAAAGCGGUACACGAUGAUUGCCCGUAA
Molecule: messenger RNA, 1083 nt
Organism: Seminavis robusta
Lineage: Eukaryota; Bacillariophyta; Bacillariophyceae; Naviculales; Naviculaceae
Source: the annotation of a GenBank genome assembly